AACGGCGUUUUAACAAGUUUGAUAUGGAAGGCUGUGUGGUCGAGGGAAGACUUGGAACAACCAGUUCCUUGUGGAAUGCAUGGAGAAAGGAUGCAAGGGGAGCAGGGUGUCAGAGACACUCUGCUUCUGUGCAGAACACAAACAUGCUGGGUCACGUUAGAAGACCUGUUGAAAACAAAUCGACUCACUGUACACUAUUGGUGGCCAAAUGGAAUGUGCGCAGCAACCUGUUAUUUACUUUUUCAGAGUGUUUCUCUUUCAGCACACACACACACACACACACACACACACACACUAAGCUCCCUUCUAUUCUGUGCAGCAGUGAAGAGCAGGAAGUGGGAUUUUCGUCUUCUUAUGCUGUCAUGGAAGUGGAGCAUCACAACUCUAAGUGGCUUGUCUAGUUCAUGCUGCCAAGCGCCUUCUGCAGCAGGAGAGUCUGGAGAGGUGACGUGUCCGUCAUCCUGCGUGAUUUCAGCAGGGGAGGUAACAUGUCCAUCUUCCUGCUGGAUCUCAUAGGGUGGGAGUCCCCGACAGCUGACCCACAAAAGCUACACAAGGGGCAUAGUCCCACUAUAUGAUUUCCCCUUUAAAACCCACCAGUACCAAGGUGACACAGUGACCCCUACGAUAGUCUAUGAUGGUAGAUUCUACUGACCACCGGUGAGAUCUUUGCUGUGAGCUAUAGGAAACCCUUUGGCCUACGAUGAUAGGACUUUACCCGAUGCCUCUGUGAUUUUUUUAGCGAGGUUACGGAAACUCAGCCGCUCAGCGUGACAUACGUCACCAGGUAAAUCAUCUUGCUAAUGCUUGAGCGCACAGAAGAUAUAGCUUGCUGUUUGACAUUCUGUGCCAUCCAUCGAAAGGUACCUUACACAGAUAACCUUAUCGACAAAGCUACCGUCUUCCCCCGAACACAAUGCACCCUCAUUUCGACUGUAUCAGGACGGAAACAUACCUUGUAUACAUUCAUUUUCAGUCUGCAUUGUGUUCAGGUGAAGACGGAAGCCGAAGUUUACAGUUCUCUUAGCCCUUAGUCAUCAUCCUGCACGUAAAACGCCCAAGAGUGAGGAGGCUGCUGCAGCGAGCGGACCGUCCUUUGCAGUAGCUUGAUGUGGUACCAGUGAUGGGAAGACUGACCUACAGCGAGGUUUCUGUGGCGUGGAUUUGGAAACACUGGACGUCGCCCCUAGACUCUGAAUGUCGUGGGAGUUUGGUUGUCGAGGUGGCCGCUCGUAUUUCGCAACGAACAACGUCGACAAGGAAGGAACUUCAAUGGGAAGAGAAUGGGUGGCGCAUUUGUUUGUUUCGGCAAUAUGUAUGGAGCAUGUGUUUCUGGCUAGGGGGUGAUUUUUCCAGCACAUGCUGAAAAGGAUUUGCCACUGUGAAGAUUUGUAAGUCAAACGGAAUGAAUGAAAAGCUGGCUGCUAUGCAUCACAUCAUCGCACACAUGAUGGGAGUGAGGAGGGGGAAUAAGGAAAGGAUUGUGGUGCCUGCCAAUUGGAUUCCAGGUGGGUACAGGAUAUGGAACCGCGGUGAGGGGGUGCGCUCCUCAAGAUGGCGAGGACGACUGUUUGCCCAACCUCAAGAGGGCAGCUAGUACUUUCAAGGGCCAUGAUUGCACGAGCAUUCGGUCUCAAGGGUUCCUAUCGCCGAAGACGCACAGUUUCACUUUCUAUGGCAUCAGUGCCCCAUGCCACGAUAGCGAAUGUUAUUCUCAGCUAUACUCCAGCCAUACCCCAGCUAUACCCCAGCUAUUGCCAGCUAUUUCGUGGAUAUGGUGAGGACAUGCCACUGCAUUGGGGAGCGAUGGGCAUCAUCUCGAAGGUCAAGCAGGGCAGACAAGCCCUUCAGGAGGUAUUAUGACAGAACCGAAGGAGAUAUCGACACCCGCAACAUUGAUGCGAAAAGAGGCAGCAGGGCAGCGAUGAGGAGGUAAAAGUAAAAGUGAUGACAACCGCCGGCGAAUAGGCCUGAGAAGAUGGAGACGGAAAUCUCUGGAGGAGUAAGGAGGGCGUGGUGGCCGAACAGGGCGAGGGGGGUUGGUUUUGUCGGCGGGGUGGGGGGCGGAACAGGAGGGAUCUGUUUCCGGUUGGUAUAUACUGUGGCCACUUGCUCGGAAGGCGGUUGUGUGAAGACCCCGAUGCCUAAUUUUCCCCUGUCGCUGUCCAUUCGUCCAGAAGAAGGAAAGUGCGACAUGCUGGAUUCUAUGGUGCAGCAUUCAAUUUGGUGCCCUUGCAGUUAGCAUCAGUCGACCGGAAGAGCUCACCUAAUGUCUAGAAGCUUUAGAUCCUAUAAGGAGUAGCCAAUCUGUUUAUGGCAUAGCAUCUAGCUACUUAGUCUAGCUGUGCACUGUGCAGUAAGGGUCUCCUCCUUACGGUCUCGUUCUUACGUGUUAGAGAAGUUACAACGAAGGAAUUCGAAUUACCUUACAAAGA
This is a messenger RNA of Chara braunii, 2435 nucleotides long. The record is from the annotation of a GenBank genome assembly. NCBI's taxonomy places the organism in Eukaryota, Viridiplantae, Streptophyta, Charophyceae, Charales, Characeae.